AUGGCGAAAGAAGGAUCCUCAACUCUUAACAAUAGACAAUAUGAAGAACGUGAGGAAGGAAAAUUUAGUAGAGGGGGUGGCCGUGAUGCGGACAAAGGGCGUAGAGAUGGUAGUUUUAAUGAUCGAGAACGUGUUCGUGAAGGUGGAAGAGGUGGAAGAAGACGUGAUAGAAGAAAGGACUCUUCUGGUGGAACUCUUACAACACCUACACCUGAAAUUCUUUCUAAAUCCUUCUAUCAAGCACCUGUUAUUUUAGAGCAGGUUUUAUCACCACAAGCAUCUAAUUUUCCGUCCUCACCACUUGAAGAUUUUUCGCAUAAUCUUUCCGUAUCAUCUGUGUCACGUGAACCUGAGAUGAAACUUGGGAUUCUGCGUCCGAAGAAACCCGAGAAACCUUUUCAAAAAAUGAUUAAUGAGAAAGGAACCUUUUUAUUUGAGAGUGUUGCAAAAAUAUUAACUGAACAUGCUGGUCAUUUCGUUGUGGGUGUUUGUGGACCACAAGGUUCCGGAAAAUCGACAAUUCUUUCAGCGCUCUGUCAAGAUCCGAAUAAUGCUUUUCCAGUUCAAACAAACGAGGCACUAAAUUUUGCCAGUCAUGAAACAAUCGGAAUUGAUAUUCAUGUGACUCCGGAAAGGAUUAUUUUACUAGAUACACAACCUCUCUUCAGUCUAAGUAUCUUGGAGCGUGCUGUGAGGAAUGAUUAUAUUCCUGAUCAUAUAUCGCCAGAAUUAUGGUUGGAAAUGCAAUCAUUACAAUAUAUUAUCUUCCUACUUUCCGUAUGUAAUGUUGUUAUUACAGUAACUGAAAGCAUUGAUUUGAACACAUGGAAUUUCUUGAGGAAGGCAGAAAUGCUAAAGUAUCGUAUAUCUGAAUUCCCGACUUUACCUUCAUUGACUUCAACUGAUGGAAACUACGAAUAUUAUCCGGACGUAGUAUUAGUCUCUAACAAAAAUAUACCUGAUGACUUUACCACUAAGAAGUACGAUAAUAUAUCUGAUCUACUUCGACAAAUCUUUAACGAUUCAAAUCUCAAAAUAUUCAAUACAAUAUCUUUGGCGAAGACAUUACCUAUUUAUAAACCACAUUCGAAGUCAAAGCAACAGAAGCUACCAAAUUUUUACAUGUUACCAUUUGAACCGAAUCCUUACCGUCCCAAAUCUGAAGGACAUAUGCUCAAAUAUUUGGCCGCGCCAGAUAAUUUUGCUGCUUUGGUGAUAGAAUUAAGAAAUCCCAUGUUUGUAAAUAAGCAAAUCCGACCCUAA
Ambispora leptoticha is the source of this 1263-nucleotide messenger RNA. Lineage: Eukaryota; Fungi; Glomeromycota; Glomeromycetes; Archaeosporales; Ambisporaceae. The record is from the annotation of a GenBank genome assembly.